AUGGCAGGGGGCGUCAAGGUGCAGCAUGUCAUCAACGCCAGUCCCUCGGCACAGGGAUUCCCGCCCGAACAUGUCCUGGAUAGCGAUCCCGGUCGGGUAUGGAAGGGGUUGGCUGGGGUCACCAAUUGGGUUGAGCUUCAAUUGGACCGAGCUGUUGUUAUCGAAACCUUGGACGUGGGCAACUAUGGCUCUGCCAUGUUGGAGGUCAAAGUGCGCAACUCUGGAGCCUCCGACUCGACGUGGGCGAAUUUGUGUCCCGUAGAACUCGUGUUGCCACCCAGUGCUUCUAAAAGCUGGGAUGCAUCCCAAUUACAAAAUGUUCUCUUUUUUGGUCAAUCUAAAAUCAACCAGCAGGCGCGCCAGCAGCGCUGGGACCAGCUACGCCUGGUCUGCAAGCAACCUUACAACAAGACAGAACCUUUUGGUCUGACUUUUGUGCGGGUACAUGAGGCUGGUGCCUCUGCCGCCACGGCCGCUUCUCCUGCCGCAAGCGCUUCGCCCAAGGCACCCAGCAAGCCCGCCUCUGCCACAACCACCCCCACCAAACCAACCCUGAAGCGUGAGGGCACCUUUGGCAUGUUCAAGCUCAAGUCCCAGCCAUCCACCACUUCACCUCCCAACUCGAUUGAGCGCAUGCGCAGCUUGACUGCUUCCUCAAGCAAGGCGGACCGUGCACUGAGUGAGGCGGCGGAGAAUGCCCGCUUGGCCGCGGAGGCGCGGCAACAGGCGGCUGAGGAACGUCGAGUGCGCGAGGCUGCUGAACAUGCAGCUCACAGCCUGCCGACAACCAUCCCUCAGCAACCAACAACCAGCAGUUGGGUCUCCACGGCUGUCUCAAGGACACCCCCUGCUGCCUCCACACCGCAACGUACUGCGCCCAAGCCUUCAGCGGCCGCACCACCACCCAAGCGAAGCAAGCCGGCUCCUACUGCGCCACCCCCAUACCGCGACAUUCUCAAGGGUGUGCGCUUCACGCUGAGCGGCUACCAAAACCCACGGCGUGGCCAAUUACGAGACUUGGCCCUGGGGAUGGGUGCACAGUAUGCCGCGCAGUGGGAUUCACGCUGCACCCAUUCCAUAUCGGCUUUUGAGCAGACCCCCAAAAACACACAAGCCCGUCGUGAUGGUGGUAUUAUCGUGUCCAAAGAUUGGCUUGAAAGUUGUGAUCGAGCCAAGCGACGCGUUCAAGAGUAUCGUUUUAUGUAUCCCUCUGAUCAAGCCCUUCAGGGUGGGGACCCCGAUGACUCUGCCGAAGAAGAAGAAGACGCGGUUCAUGGCGAUGAUGACGCUUCAGAUGACGAUUUUGAUCCUGGUGCAGGGAUCAGUGGUGCGUCGGCCGUAGCACAACCUCCCGGUCAAGCCGGGGCAUCGGUGGCGCCUCCUCAAAGCAAAGCCCCCAAAGGCGCGAUGGAUGUCACGGCUCAAGUGGAUGCUUUUGAGGCGGACACGGAGCCAGAGUCCGAGCCCGAAGCAAGCACGAGUGCCUCCGCCACAGCUGCCCCGCCUGCGCGUGCGAACACGGCGGCUGCAGCGCCGGCUCCAAGCUUACCGCGAUCAGCUACGACAACUUCCGUCUCUAAAUCAGUCAUGGAGACUCUGCCGGAUGCCUUGACGGGACUGCGCAUCUUGCUCUAUGGGUUUGACGAUAACCAAUCCUUUCGCGCAGCAAAGCGCCUGGUGUACGCCCUCAACGCCACUGUGGAAGAUUACAUGUCUGACAACGUCACGCACGUGGUAUCGCCGCAGAGCUGGAAUGCCGAUUUUGACGCGGCACGGCAAGACAACGCAAACUUGGUCUUUGUCACUCCGGCAUGGUUGCAAGCGUGCAUGAAGCAGCAGCAACGGGUACCUGAGUCGGGAUUCCAACUUGACAGCAUGGAUGAGUAG
Messenger RNA from Monosiga brevicollis MX1, 1887 nucleotides. RefSeq lists its product as uncharacterized. Gene Ontology annotation, molecular function: damaged DNA binding. NCBI's taxonomy places the organism in Eukaryota, Choanoflagellata, Craspedida, Salpingoecidae. The transcript has 14 exons. Gene Ontology annotation, biological process: double-strand break repair via nonhomologous end joining; base-excision repair; single strand break repair. Bases 1 to 1887 code for a protein of 628 amino acids. The record is from RefSeq and is a predicted model, not a curated record. Gene Ontology annotation, cellular component: nucleus.